CAUAGGGCUUGAGUUAGGACCACUGGACCUUCCCUGUCUACAGGUACGCUCGGACAGACAAUCAUCAUGGUGUUCAAAAUUGAUAAACGUCGAGUAUACUCGGGGAACACUCUCAGAGCGUCCAAUUCAAGGUACAAUCGUCAAUACAGACGACAGUCAUGCUUGGUGCGACGAUCGCAGAACGUUACCAACGUAACCGGAAUAUUUAAAGAGCUUGGGUUGGACAGAGAUGACGUCGUGUAUUCUUUCAAUAAAAAGGGGAGGUGGCUGAUACCACAGAUACUUAAGCAGGAAAUUCUCACCGACAGCAAAGACCUCGGCGAUGUCAAGGUGGAUUUAGUCGAAUCCCAUAAGUUGAAGAAGCAAGGGAAAUGCACCGGAUUCCAUUCUAACAAGGGAUUUUUACAAAAAGCGGUACCAAAGAAAACGUACUUCAAUGUGGCAAGUUUGCAAGGUCCAAAAAAGGAAGAAGCUAUUCCUAGCGCUACACCUCACAUGACGAUCAAUAUUAUGUACCCCUGCCCUGCCACGAGUUCCAUUGCCCACAAUCCUAAGUACAUCCGGUAUGAAGACUAACCUACCGAUGGGCUAGAUGAAGAUGAUAUUGACAGAACGCAACAAAGCAGUCCGAUCAAGAGCAAAUCGAGGAAACAGAGGAGGAAAAUUGGAACAAAACAAUGGGUCGACAACUAUUUGGACGAAAUAGAGCACUAUGAUGACGAGGAUUAUGAAAUCGAUUCUACUGAAAAUGUCCGUGAGCCAUCCAAGUCUGUAUCCGUCGAAGAUAUCCUGGUUCAUUCAAGACGAAUUGAAAGUAUUCUGUCUGGAGGAGCGAAGGUAUCGAAGUAUCCAGCAACUAGACGAGAAACAAAAGACAGGGUUAUUUACAUAAACAGGCAAGACGAGGAAGAAAAAGCGG
This is a messenger RNA of Mizuhopecten yessoensis (Yesso scallop), 919 nucleotides long. RefSeq lists its product as uncharacterized. The transcript is spliced from 2 exons. Bases 67 to 576 code for a protein of 169 amino acids. The record is from RefSeq and is a predicted model, not a curated record. NCBI's taxonomy places the organism in Eukaryota, Metazoa, Mollusca, Bivalvia, Pectinida, Pectinidae.